Messenger RNA from Impatiens glandulifera, 1989 nucleotides. Its product is annotated as zinc finger CCCH domain-containing protein 62. The record is from RefSeq and is a predicted model, not a curated record. Gene Ontology annotation, molecular function: metal ion binding. The transcript has 10 exons. Bases 49 to 1701 code for a protein of 550 amino acids. NCBI's taxonomy places the organism in Eukaryota, Viridiplantae, Streptophyta, Magnoliopsida, Ericales, Balsaminaceae.
GAGAUCCUUUAUAUGGAGAUACCGAGAGAAUGAGAUAAAUCAAUCGCCAUGGAGGUUUCUGGAAAGCCAGUCUUAGUGAGUUGCGUCCAUUCAUCUGACGACGACAGUGAUCUUGAUUCAGAAAAUUAUGUUAUCCUCGAUGAUGAUGAUUCGGACGAAGAUCCGACGUUCGAUCCUGUUGAGCUUACUCGAUCUCAUCUUUCUAAACUUUCUCUAAAGAAGAAAUCUAAUAAUCCACGUAUUCCGGAGGAUAAAUUUGUACUCGAUCCUCGUUUACAUGUUUCUACGGUGUCUAUAAAGAAGAAGUCUAAGCCUCGUAUUGCGGAGGGAAUGGAAGAUAAAUCUGAUGAAGAAAUGUCAGACUCUGUAGAGUUUAUUUCUACUGAGCUCAAUGAAACUGAUCAGAAAAGCUUUGAAGCUGUGGAGAAAAUGAUUCAUUCUGGGGUAAUUGACAAAUUGAAGUUGGAUCAGUGCAAGGUUUACUUGAGGAAACAUGGAUUAAGAUUGACAGGAAAUAAAGAAAUCCUACUCAAUCGCAUUAAAGAGCAUUUGGAGAUCAUUGAUGGUGGUGGCAAGAGAAAGUAUCCUGUAUAUAGUUUUAUCCUGAAUUGUAAAGGUGAUGCCUGCACAGGUGAUGUUGUAAUGUUUGAACAGAAUGUCUAUGAAAUGUAUAGCAUUGUAUCACGAAGUGCAACUGGUCCAUCAUGUGGUACAAGAACAGUUGCUGGCCGCAUUGUGAAAGAAAGCUAUGGUGCUGAGAAACAACAGCACACCUUCACGAUUGAAGUUUUGUGGAGCGAAGGGGAGAAGCCACUCCCUCCACUUCAUCCCUUACUGAUAAAGGGUAGAAAUCUUUACAGGCUGAAGACAAUGAGACAGAGAUGGGAAGAUGAAGGUGAAAGGCAGAAAAUAUUGUCAGACAAACAUGCUAGAGGCUCUCUCGCUCGAUCAAACAGGGAUGCUCGUCUAGUAGAAAAGGAAAAGCGAAAAACCUUAAGGGCAUCAAAAAAAGUUAACAGUAAACGAACUUGCCAACCGUCGAGAAACAUCUCGGAUCCUUUGACAGAUGUACAUAUGACUGAGCUAUUAACAAGCAACAGCCAUAAUAAUGAGAAACAAAGUGUUCCUCUGAAAAACCACCCAGUAGUAGUCAGUAGGAGGAGGAGGCCUUUGGAUAAUGUGAAAGAGAUUCAUCAUUCAAAUGGUGUUGGGGGCAUAAUAGGAAAUCAAUAUCAAAAUCAUCAUCCACUUCAAAUGCCGAUUCAUCAUUCAAAUGGCGUAGGGGGCAUAAUAGGAAAUCAAUAUCAAAAUCAUCAUCCACUUCAAAUGCCGAUUCAUCAUUCAAAUGGCAUAGGGGGAAUAAUAGGAAAUCAGAAUUAUCAUCAUCAUCCACUUCAAAUGCCAUUUAAGGAACGUUAUAGAGGUCCUCCUCCUCCUCUAUUCAGAGGUGGUGACAACAGAGAAAAUGAAAGAGAUUCGAGAGGUCUUUCUUCUCCAUACAGAGGGGGUGGUGGUAUAAGUCUUGAUCUUCGUGAAGCUUUAAGAUGCAAUAUAUUUCAAAGAUUUGAUUAUGAUAAUAGGAGACAACAGCCGUGUAGAUUCUUUGCUCAGGGAAGGUGUACCUUUGGCGAGAGGUGCAAGUACCUGCACGAGGUGGACAAAGGAGAGUUUCAGAGAUGGUCAAAUGACAAUCGACAUUGAUUUUGUAUUUUUCUCAACGAAUCUCAUUUAGACGAUGAUUAGAACAACUGCGACCUUUUUGUUUUGUACUACUGUGGCGGCUAUAUCCAAGAUGUCUGUUAGACAGACAUUAAUUUUGUCCUGGGAUGAUGAUUUGUUUAUCCCAACAAAUCUCAUUUAGCUUCUGCUGAUGAUAAAUGAUCCAUUUUAGAUUUUGUUUGAUUAAGGAGAGAAUAUCAAAUAUAUCAUUGUUGGAUCUUGUAAAGAUGAACUUUUCACCAGAUUGGUUAUUAAGUUAUAUAACUUUGA